CAUACAUAUAGGCAUGUUUGCCGGUGCUGCACAAUCCUAGUAUCUGUAUUUAGUUAUUUGAACUAAACAUAUUUUGAAUAAAGAAGAUUUUGUUGGGGCUGUCAUUUUCCGUCGCCGUGGUGGAUAUGAGACAGCUACCCUAAUUACAAAGGGGAUAAGCUGCCGGUUCCUGCCCUGGCUCGUACCUAGGGUCAGCAUGGAUGAAGAAUCCCUUGAGGCAGCCAUCGCUGCCUAUAGUGCCCAGUUGCAGCAGGUGGAGACAGCCCUGUCUGCCGGCCUGGACCCCACCCAGCACUCAGACCUGCUCAAACUGAAAGAAGAUCUCCGUCAGCUGAUAGAGCUCACUGAGGCCAGCCUGGUGUCUGUCAGAAAAAGUCAGCUGCUUGCAAGCCUCGAGGAAAGUAGCGGACUGCAAGUGAAUGCAUCAGAAGCAGCUACUGAUGCAAACGGUGGACUUGAUGCUGAGUUUGCUGCUUUCUACUCUGAACUUGGGGAGUCUUCGGGUAAUAGCUCAGAUUCCAAAGAGAGAACUAAGGAUGGGGGAGGGGGGGAGGUGGAUUAUGAAGAGGAAGAAGAAGAGGACAAGGAAGAAGAAGAUGCACUAAGUGGUACCAAAGUAAGAGCGCCCUAUCGGACAACAUGGGGAACAUUGGAGUAUCACAAUGCCAUGGUAGUGGGGGCAGAACCGCCAGAUGGAGAUGAGGCACAAGUGCGAGUGCUCUACAUCUACCCCACCCAGAAGUCUAUGAAACCCUGCCCGUUCUACUUGGAGGAUAAAUGUCGCUUUCAGGAUAACUGCAGGUUUUCUCACGGUGAGGUGGUCUAUGUGUCGGAGCUCAGAGAGUUCCUAGACUCUGAUCUAAGUAAUCUGGAAGAAGGUUCAUCUUGCUUGGCUCGUCAUGAGGACGGUAUCUGGCACCCAGGCAAAAUAAAAGAAAUUGACAGCGGUUUCUACACUGUGAAGUUCGACUCGCUGCUGCUGAAAGAUGCCGUGGUCGAGGCCGACGGCGUUAUCCCACCUUUAAGGGAAGAUGACCCGCUGUCAUCAGAGUCCGACUUGGAUGACAUCGGUGAUGGAGAUGAUGCUAUGGGAUAUGCAAAAGUUAUAGACUUUGCUGUGGAACCCACUGAAACAUCAAGCAGUGCUAAUUUUGGUGGCUGGGAGGCGCAUACCAGAGGCAUUGGAUCCAAGCUCAUGCUCAAAAUGGGCUACGAAUAUGGAAAAGGCUUGGGAAAGCUCCAGGAGGGCAGAGUGGAGCCAGUAAUGGCGGUGGUACUACCCAAAGGAAAGUCUCUGGAUCAGUGUUCUGAGUUCACCCAGAGACGCACCCAGAGCAAGGCUGCAAAGGACGGCGCACAAACCGGCCGCCCAAAGCGGCGCAGAAAGCCUCGGGUCGCUACCAGAGGGGGCCAGACCGUUUUUGACUUUCUCAACCACAAGCUUGGAGGCAAGACCGCUCAUCCUCCCGAGGGGGGUGCUGUUGCGCCAUCAGCGGCAACCGGGGUGGAGGCUUACCGGGGAGGAAAAAGCACCAAGAGGAGUCUGAACGUGAGGCUGUUCCAGGCUGCCGAGAGGGUGUCCCAGACCGAGAGGGAGAUCCAGAAGCUGAGCGAGUCACUCAGCAGACAGGAAGGCAGGGACCCAUCCAUAGUGAAGCAGUUGGAGGAGAAACUGUCAGCGGCCCGCCGGCUGUUGGUCCAGCAGAAAGCCCAGGAGCUGUCCAUCCAGAGAGAGCACAAGAAGGCCGACACACACAAGAAGAUGACUGAGUUCUGAGCUCAGCUGUCUCUCAAAGACAUGGAGGAUAAAGGAAAGCACCGCGAGCCUGAAAUGAACUUUUGCUCCCGCCCUUAUGUCAGGGUUUUUUUUUUUUUUUGCUACACUGUAUUUGAAGACUUGUUUUUUUCCAGUCGUUUCUCACUGCCGUCUCUUGAUGCAGAGUGAAUCCGCUGCUCUUCAUUUAUUUUUAAGCGCUGGCGCAUUAUCCGCUCAGCAUUGAUGUUUUUUUGAUUUCCAGCUGCACAGGUCUCAAUAAUGUUCAAAAAUAUUUUUCAUUUUUAAUGAACUUUUGUUUUCCUAGCUGUAUUUUUCUUCACCCAAACUGAAAAAAGAAAAAUAUAUAGCUUGUUUGGAGAACCUAUUGUGUGCCUUCCUUUGUUCUUAACCGCGCACACCUGAGCUCCACUUUAAACUGAAUGGACUGUGCUUCCAUUGUUAGGCUUCUUUGGCAGAGGUUUCGAUCGCUCUGGCCGAGCACCGCUCCAGUGGUUGGUGCCGUAUACUUGAACUUUCAUACUUUUAAAAUUACAUCCUCAGGAGUUGGAAGACCUUUGCAGAGUUUUGAAGUUACGCCCACGCCUCUUACGGCUCGUACACACCAUCUUUGAAGUUGCAACCGUAACCUUUCUGUUAAAUAAUGAAUUUGGAGAGCAGCCUGCCUGCUCAUAAAGUCUGACACACAUUGUCUGUGGGGUUGGGUGGUGGCUACGUGAAGUAAAAGGUUGCAGUCGUGGUGCUGGGCAACCGUAGAUCAGGCCUUCGUCCUUUUAUAAGCGACUUCAAAACUGAUGUGGCGAGGCAUAAUAACGCUAUUACUUCAAUUUAUAAACACCUGCAUUUAACAUCUCAAAUGAGUCCAGUGAGGUUUAGUGUGAGUCGGAGACCAUGACAGACAACUAGAGGAACUGGUGAGCAAUCAUAUCGUCCCUGAAGGAAGACAGAUUGUACAAUCAUGCUAAAGCAGUAACAGCUGCAGUGAGAUACAGUGUAAGCCUGUGCACGGGGGUCUACUGGAGAAGGCGGGAAAGCCACAGAGGCAGAACUCCUAAACCUUCUUCUCUCCGUACCCUGAGGGAAGCCCCCGCUUGCACCUCGGUCUGCUGAGUGACAGCACUUUGACUGCUGAAUACUGCAGGGGUGACGCUGAAUUCGCUGAUCAUGGGCUAAAUGCACUAUGUGUGUUGAUUUAAUAGGAUCCCUUGAGGGUCUGUGCUUCACGCUUUACCCCAUUUAUGAGGGUCCAGUCAGUGCCCAGCUAGAGGCAGAUUCACUGCGUGUCCUACUGUGGUCGUGCUGUCUGCAUGGUUGGGUGUAUGAGUGCACCACACACUCCCACAGACACUCGUGCCAUAAGAAUUUGCUGGGGCAGUUUUUAACUGCGCUUCUCGGUGCCUCACAAUUAUGUGAGGUGAAAUUACUUCUAUUACUGUAUGUUACUUGUGUUCAUAUUAUAUAGGUAACACAUUACUCUGUUAAUUUUUACUUGCUUUUAACUUUUUAAAAGAGUGUUACUCUGAACAUGUAGAUCAGCUGAGCUUUCUAAUGUUUUUGUUUAAUACUCCUGAGAAAAGUGUGUGUUUUUAUGCCCUAUUCAUUAGGUUUCACAAUCACUGUCACAAAUAUUGUAAAUAUUUUCUUAUGUACAGUCAUAUACAGGGUAGGAAAUAAAGACAUGGUGCAGGUGGAUGUCAUUCUAGCACAGACAGGUUUAUUGGCACACAUCUUACAGAUAAAAAAAAAACAGCCUAACGUUAUAAAGGCAUAAGGUUAUUAUCAGAUAUCUGGUUCAGUCUCUUACAGUGAACCUCACGCAUGAAUACAAAUGUCUCACUUUCUUUGUGAUGAAUAUUGCUGAAAACUGUGAACUGAUUCAGUUAUCUAGCAAACUAUUUCGUGUCUGAACUCACAGAAUAGAUUAUUAAAGUCAUGCUAACUGUCUCAGUAUUCCAGUUUUUACACUUAGUGGUGUUCCUGAGCUAAUAGGCUUUGAAAAGGUGCAAGUAAAAUCCUGCCAAGGGCUAGAGACCCCUGCACCUGCUCUGGCUGAUCUUAAAGCCCCAGAGCUGGCCUCCAACCUGUAAUCUCACCUCCAGCUGAACCUCCAGCUUGAGGCUGAUUUAUUUCAUUAACACGGAGGAAAUGAAAUAGGACUUCCAGUAUUAAGUAAACAGUCAAAACUGCUUUGAUAUAAAAGCCAAAGUCUGACCGCAGUGUUUAUGGUAAUCUGUCUGACUUUAUCUUUGUAAGUUUUACGUCUAAACAUGACCAUGAAACCUGCAUUGUAUUCAUUCAGGUUACUUUAAAGGUAGAGCUCUUCCUGCUCGGGUUUACAGUCAUUAUAGAAAUGCUUUAAUGGCUGAGUUUGCCAGUGAUGUUCUGACUGCUUCCCUAACAGGCGCAGGCUGUUCUUUGGCCAGUUGGCAUUGAAUCUUGGAUGCAGAUGCUAUUCCCUUGUGAAGAUUUUGGCUCAAUAUACUAGUUUUUGAAUCGUGAGUUUUACUUGAGAUGAAAGUGACUUUGUGAAAAUCUCUCUAGGAUGCUUUUAAUGCUCCCAGAGAAGCACGAGUGACUCCCAAAGCACUUAAUGCAUACUGUUUAAAUACAAAAUAUUCUCAUCUGACACAAAUACACUGUAAUCAUGAAAACAUGACUCUUCACAUAUGCAGCACUCUGUUCUAUACAUUGAAGGCCUUGCUAUCUACCUUGUAUGCACACUUAUUACCAAUUAACAGUUAACAAGUUUUCUUUUUACAAUUUUGCAUGAUGCAUGAAAUUGACAUGUUUUUCCAUCAGUUUACACUUAAUAACACAUCAAUGACUCACUCGAAGGUAUUUUGAAUAUUGUCUCAGAACUGAGUCUUCUUGCUAAAUCAAUUUUAGCUUUGGAUGGGAUGUGGGGACUCUGUCCCAUUCUCCUGAAACAUCCAUUUAAACUCUGUCAGUCUGGAUGGGAGCCAUCCUUGAGCUGCCAUCUGCAGGUGGCAUACUGACG
Maylandia zebra (zebra mbuna) is the source of this 4772-nucleotide messenger RNA. It is a transcript of the gene zgpat, whose product is annotated as zinc finger, CCCH-type with G patch domain. Lineage: Eukaryota; Metazoa; Chordata; Actinopteri; Cichliformes; Cichlidae. The record is from RefSeq and is a predicted model, not a curated record. Gene Ontology annotation, molecular function: metal ion binding; RNA polymerase II cis-regulatory region sequence-specific DNA binding; DNA-binding transcription repressor activity, RNA polymerase II-specific. Gene Ontology annotation, cellular component: nucleus. Gene Ontology annotation, biological process: negative regulation of transcription by RNA polymerase II.